Messenger RNA from Salvelinus fontinalis (brook trout), 1848 nucleotides. RefSeq names its product transcription factor Adf-1-like. NCBI's taxonomy places the organism in Eukaryota, Metazoa, Chordata, Actinopteri, Salmoniformes, Salmonidae. Gene Ontology annotation, molecular function: DNA binding. The record is from RefSeq and is a predicted model, not a curated record. Gene Ontology annotation, cellular component: transcription regulator complex; nucleus. Gene Ontology annotation, biological process: regulation of transcription by RNA polymerase II. Bases 1 to 600 code for a protein of 199 amino acids. The transcript has 2 exons.
AUGGCUGCAGAAAGAAUAAUAUCCGCGGUUUCAGACUACCCAGAAUUAUAUAACUCAACUUUGACUUCAUAUAGAGACCCGAUAAAAAAAUCGGAUGCAUGGAAGGCUGUGGGUAAACAAUUGGGACUGAAAGAGGAAGAUGCCCGAAAGAAAUGGAGAAACCUGAGGGAUGUGUUCACAAGGAAAGUGAAAGCAGAUCGGAUCCGUGGUGCCACAGGGAAGGCCCUAAAAAAAUGGAGAUAUAGUGAAUUAAUGGCAUUUCUGAUCCCAUACAUACAGCGAGGUAGAGGAACUGGCGGCAGCAAUAGCACAGAGGAGUUUGAUGAUGGAAAAGAUGAGACAACUAGCACCUCUGACGUCCUGAUUGAUCUAGAUGGAAGUGUGGUUGAUACCAAGAUGUCACCACCUUUGGACAACAACUUAGAUGAGAUGACAUGGAAAGAUUCCUGGCAAACAGCUGGACAAGGAGACAAUGAGGAUGAGAUGUUUUUCAUGAGCCUACUCCCUCACCUCAAGCGGUUACCUUACAGGAAAAAGUGUGCAAUUAAGCUGAAAUUUCACCAACUUCUCCACGAUGCUGAAUUUGAGGACACCGACUAGCCUAACUGUACAGUAAAUAUAUUUUGUAUCAACGAGUUGGGACUUUCUUAGGACAGAACAUUUUGUUGGAAAUACAUUUUUAUCAAUAUUCAUUUAGUUACCUUGAGAAAGUGGAACCCCUCCCACACACACCUUCCAAGUUUGAGCCCACUGGUGAUGUUUCAGUGUGGUAGUGAUAGACGGGAGGGGGCUGUAGUUCUUAAUUAACCGGACUAAGCUAGAAACAUUAUUUUUUGUUUAAAAUGUUUUCAUUCUCCUAAUAUUUGUGGAGAGGGCUGCUUUUAGCGAAGACCCUUUAUACAUGUAUUAUAUAUACGAACACAUGGAGAUGGUUUGUUACUUAGAAUUUUAUUUGUAAAAAAUAUUCUAACAAUGUUGGUCUGUUUAGUGUCACCUUGCCCUCUGGUCACAGGCAUAGCCAAGGGAUGAUGUUUUGGGGGUGGGGGCUAAUACAGGACUAGUAAAGGCCCAGUGCACUACUUUUAUUUUUUUAGGGGUUGCUUCAGCACCCCUACUUCCCGCGGCUAUGCAUACAGGUAUGCAUUUUGUUUGCUCCUGUAAUACUUGUCGGGUUGUAAAAAUAAAAAGUUGAGUAAAUGUUCUCCAUGCUAGUGUAAUGGUGCAAUAGUUGCUCUUUUGACAAUUUAUAUUUUGUCUACUUUUUGAAGUUGGUUAUUUCAUUCAUGCAUUUUAGAAUGUUAUUGAGCUUAAUAAAAGUUGUGGUUAAAUGCUGCCCCACUUCACUCAGCUGCAUUAAUUUCACUAAGGUGUUGUAUGUCAAGCAAGUUAUGUAUGCAAUUUUUUUACUUAAAUGUCUGUCAAAUAAAUAAUUAAACCAUAACAAUUUCCACAAUGUUACAGUGCAGAUGUAAAGUUUGGUAAGAGAAUGACUGCUGUCGUUCUGUUACAUGUGUUUUUGUAACAUUUUCAGUGGACAUUAAGUAGUCCUUGUGCAUAGAGUUGUGGUUUAACUUUGCAUCACAUGCAUUAUAAAGUGAAAAAUCAGAGUGGAAUUGCCCAUAUGCUACAGGUAACUGACAAAGGCAACAACAACAGUGUUUUGAGGGCAUUCAGCAACCACGUAACUUCAGCUCUUGGAGUAUUUUAAUCUUCGUAGUCAUUAAGCAUUUGAGUAACUUAAACAAUAAGGCAAUGCUACCAAAUACUAAUUCAGUGUAUGUAAACUUCUGACCCACUGGGAAUGUGAUGAAAGAAAUAAAAGCUGAAAUAAAUCAUUCUCUACCAUUA